GAAACCGUUUAUUUUGCGACUCUCGAGAUUGCGAGAGAAGCUAGUCCGCGUACAAACAUGUGAAGGACAAAAAUAAGACUUUUACAUGUGGCCGUCAUGAGUAGUGGCCUCCGCUACCAGGUUCCCGCGGCGGCGCCAAGCUUUGACAGCUUCAAGAAGAAGGAUUACAGGGCAUCGAGUUCGGAUCAUGCAAAGCGUCGGGAUGAUCGGGAGGACGGACCCUCGCAGAGCAACUUCAGGCGACCAUUGCCUGACAUGUCGGAAAGUUUCAUGGCUAGGAGGAGACAGGAACGGGAGAAAAUAGGCGCCCAGGGUGUGCGCAGUUUGUGGGGAGAGUCUCCAGACAGGCCACUCCAUUCAGAUGAAGAACAAAGCAGCAAGAAGAAGGCAAGGACAGAAUCGUCCGAUGCCCAGAAAAAAAGCAAAUCGAAGAAACGUAAGCACAAGCACAGCAAGGAGUCCUCUUCACACAAAAGCAAAAAACGCAAAAAAGAAAAAAAGAAGCACAAAAAGAAAGAAUCAAAGAAAAAGGCGAAGAAACACCACCAUCGACGCAAGAGCAGCUCCUCCAGUUCAUCCAGUACUUCAGAGUCUGAACAAUCGGACACUGAGAAGAGCAAAGCUGGCAACAGCGAGUUUGAGAUGUGGGUUGACAAACGAAGAGAAAACAAUUUUGAUGAUGAUGACGAAAUAAUCGGCCCCCUUCCAAAGCAGCACGUUCAACUGUCUGCUAAAGAUUAUGGCAAAGCUUUGCUGCCAGGAGAAGGUGCUGCAAUGGCUGCGUAUGUGGCAGAGGGAAAACGUAUUCCGAGGAGAGGUGAAAUUGGCCUCACGAGCAACGAGAUUGAGUCGUUUGAGUCUGUGGGAUACGUCAUGUCUGGCAGCAGGCACCGCCGCAUGGAGGCUGUGCGUCUGCGUAAGGAAAACCAGAUCUACAGUGCCGACGAGAAGAGAGCUCUGGCCAUGUUCAACAGGGAGGAGCGCCAAAAGAGGGAGACCAAGAUUCUGUCCCAGUUCAAAGAAGUCAUCAAGGCCAAGCUGCACAGCGAUAGAUGAAGAAUAGCUGCACAGACAGCCUAUUUCAUGUGUACAUCAUUAGUUUGUGCGGACGUUUUGCAGAGGGAUGGAGAAAAAUUUUCACUUGUGUAAUAGAGAACUAUAAGCAUGUUAUUGACAUUUACCAUAAAUGUGCAUGUUGGUUGCAUGCAUGUAUAAUAAACUGCUCUCAUGCCUUGCGCACCAUGAAUGUGUCUAA
This is a messenger RNA of Rhipicephalus microplus (southern cattle tick), 1255 nucleotides long. RefSeq lists its product as uncharacterized. Lineage: Eukaryota; Metazoa; Arthropoda; Arachnida; Ixodida; Ixodidae. Gene Ontology annotation, cellular component: nucleus. Gene Ontology annotation, molecular function: chromatin binding. Gene Ontology annotation, biological process: regulation of gene expression. The record is from RefSeq and is a predicted model, not a curated record.